This is a messenger RNA of Stegostoma tigrinum, 6328 nucleotides long. It is a transcript of the gene slc23a2, whose product is annotated as solute carrier family 23 member 2. The record is from RefSeq and is a predicted model, not a curated record. Gene Ontology annotation, cellular component: membrane. Lineage: Eukaryota; Metazoa; Chordata; Chondrichthyes; Orectolobiformes; Stegostomatidae. Gene Ontology annotation, biological process: L-ascorbic acid metabolic process; transmembrane transport. Bases 443 to 2389 code for a protein of 648 amino acids. Gene Ontology annotation, molecular function: transmembrane transporter activity. The transcript has 16 exons.
GUGUGUGUGUCUCUGUCUGUCUCUGUCUGUGUAUGGGGCUCUUUCUGUCUGUUCUCUCUCUCUCCUCCUUUCCCUGGUUCUGCUCCACAUGCCCCAGCUCCCUGCACCCACAGAAGCAAACUCUGCCUGUCUUCCACCCGCGGGGAUCCCUUUAAGGCUUUGAUCUCUGUUCGUGUUUUUUUUAUUUAAUCGGAUUUUUUUUCAUGAUGGCGCUAUUGGAGGGAGUGUGGAGAUCAGAGUCCGUUUGUUUUCAGGUUCACGACAGCAAGCUAGGAUGGAAGGAUUUCUCCAUCACACUCAUGUGGAAGCUGCCAAUUUUAAAGACCCAUUUGCCCCUGAGCAGCAUGUGACGGGCAUGUGAGUGACAGAGAGAGAGAGAGAGAGAGAGAGACCAGCGUCAGGGCUUUGAUCCAUCAGACCGCAUCCGGGGAUUCCUGAACCGAUGGGAAUUGGCAAGAACACUGCACCCAAGGGCACCAUGGAGUCAGCUAGCUCCUCCGAGAACAAGUACGAAGAUGAGAAGCACUCAGCGGCUUUCUUCCCAGUGCCGGUGCUAAUGAAUGGAGCUGCCGUCGUGAGUGGGGAACAUGACACGGAGGUCACUGAGCUGAUGGCUGUCUACACCAAACAGAACCCUGUAACUGACAAGUUGUCCUUAUCAGAUAGCUCGGAGAGCCAUGGCUGCAGCGAGGCCCAAAGAAUGGACAUGAUCUACACUGUUGAAGACGUCCCACCCUGGUACCUCUGUAUAUUCCUGGGUUUACAGCACUACCUGACCUGUUUCAGUGGCACCAUCGUUGUGCCCUUCCUGUUGGUUGAUGCCAUGUGUGUUGGCUUUGACCAGUGGGCCACCAGCCAACUGAUUGGGACCAUCUUCUUCUGUGUGGGCCUGACGACGCUGCUCCAGAGUACCCUCGGCUGCAGGCUACCGUUGUUCCAGGCCAGUGCUUUUGCGUUUCUUGCUCCUGCUCGAGCCAUUCUGUCCCUGGAGAAAUGGAAAUGCAAUAACUCAGAUAUAACCUUUACUAAUAUCUCAGAAAUGAUGGACACAUCACAUAUUUGGCACCCGAGGAUUCGAGAGAUCCAAGGUGCAAUCAUCAUGUCCUCCCUGGUGGAGGUGCUGAUCGGGUUCCUGGGCCUGCCUGGCAUUCUGCUGAGCUACAUUGGCCCCCUGACCAUCACGCCGACGGUCGCUCUGAUCGGUCUCUCAGGUUACCAGGCAGCUGGCGAGCGAGCAGGGAAGCACUGGGGCAUCGCCAUGCUGACCAUAUUUCUGGUGCUGUUCUUCUCCCAGUACGCGCGUAAUGUGAAACUUCCCCUCCCGGUUUAUAAAUACAAGAAAGGCUGGACAGUCUACAAGCUGCAGCUGUUUAAGAUGUUCCCGAUUAUCUUGGCCAUUUUGGUGUCGUGGUUCCUGUGCUUUGUCUUCACGGUGACAGAUGUUUUCCCACCAGACAGCGGGCAGUAUGGAUACUACGCUAGGACUGAUGCUCGCAAAGGUGUCCUCUCUGUCGCUCCGUGGUUCAAAGUUCCUUAUCCCUGUCAGUGGGGCUUGCCCACAGUCUCGGCAGCGGGGGUGCUAGGCAUGCUGAGCGCUGUGGUUGCCAGCAUCAUCGAGUCCAUUGGCGAUUAUUACGCCUGUGCCAGGUUAUCCAGUGCUCCACCUCCACCAGUCCAUGCAAUUAACAGGGGCAUCAUGGUGGAAGGCCUGUCGUGUGUCUUGGAUGGGCUGUUCGGAACGGGAAAUGGCUCGACAUCGUCCAGCCCCAACAUCGGGGUUUUGGGUAUCACCAAGGUGGGGAGCAGGAGGGUAAUCCAGUACGGAGCUGCGAUGAUGGUUCUGCUGGGAACAAUUGGCAAGUUCAGUGCACUGUUCGCCUCCCUCCCAGACCCAGUACUUGGAGCAUUAUUCUGCACUUUAUUCGGGAUGAUCACUGCUGUCGGCCUGUCCAACCUUCAGUUUGUUGACCUGAACUCCUCCCGGAAUCUCUUUGUGCUAGGAUUUUCCAUCUUUUUCGGGUUAAUGCUGCCUAGUUACCUGAAGCAAAACCCUCUUGUGACAGGUAUUUCUCAAGUUGACCAAGUCCUGAACGUACUGUUGACAACAGCGAUGUUUGUUGGAGGUUGUGUGGCAUUUCUGUUGGACAAUACUAUCCCAGGCACCAUUGAAGAGAGAGGUCUUCGCAAAUGGAAGGCUGGUAUGCUAGCGACCAAGUCUUUGGACAGUAAAGAGACUUACAACCUGCCAUUUGGCAUGGCAUUGAUGAAGAGGCACAAAGUGUUCAGUUACCUGCCCAUCAGCCCCACCUUUACGGGAUAUGGAUGGCGGAUGUGCCAGGAGGCUGGCAGCGUGAGGAGUCGGCCUGACAACGCUGAAGCGUCUGUAUAGCAUGCAGCCAACCACCCUGUGCCCUCUGAGGCUCCGAGUCUAUUCCACUGUUCAGAUUUUGGCUCCCAUGAUGGGGAAGGCAUGCAGGGUGGUGUUUAAUGGUUGGGGGAGGGUGUGUUGGAGUGGGAGGGUGUGGUGGAGAAAGCUCUGUGUGUGUGGGUGUGUGUGUCCCUGUUGCUUUCCCAUUUCCCCAACGCCAUUCCUCACCCGACAAUCUAGACUCCUCUGUCCAAAGCUCCCAAAGUGUGGACAGCAGCCAAUGAUCUGGAUCACGUGUUGGGAGUGGUCACUGAGCUCUCACCCCGCCUUCCCCCUGUGCUGCAGCUUGGGUCAGCCCAGUCCAGGGGUGGGCAGUCCAAGGCCCAAUCACUGGCAAAGGCACAACACUGUGGGCUGGGCCCACCCCCUCCGCACCUCCCUCUGCACACUCUCACCAGCCCUAUCCCCUUCCCACCACAGUCAGGGUAUUACUCUCCCUUUGACAGCACGGCAUGGCCGGGGAUUGGGGGCUGACUUUUCCCGGGGGGUGCAAGAUCAUGUGUGUGAUCAGGCUUUAGAGGGUGGGGAUGUGUGUUUGUCUUUGUGUGUGUGUCUGAGUGUGUUGUGUGUCUGUCUGUGUGUGUGUGUGUCUGAGCGUGUUGUGUGUGUGUGUGUCUCUGAGUGAGAGACUGACUGUAUGUGUUCAUCCAUCGCAGAGAGUGAUCCAAGGCCAUUCAGCCCAUCUAACCUGCCUGGGCCUUCAGCUCGUCCUGCUGCCUUGUGUUUCUGGCAUUCGCCUGAAUGCUGGCCGUACUGGGAGUCUGGCUGUUACCGAUCCCUGGCAGCACUGGCCUCAUUCACCCUGAGCGCUGACAUCUCAAGCCUGGCUGGGUUUUAUAACUAGAGGAAUACAGCCCCUUCGUCUCAUUGCCAAAGCUGGAAACAGACCUCCCCACAGGCAACUGGGCUGCAGAGAUGCUUCAGCUCCCCAGCCUGUCUCUGCCCAAACCUUUGCCACCCAUAUGCUCAGUCUGGGCACCUUGCUGGAUCAGUUGGUAUUUGGCACUUGGCAGGGACAGUCUGAGAGGGAGCAGAGGCUACAGCAAGGAAAGUUCUCAUUCCUGAUGAAGGUGGGGAUUUGUUCCUGUUUGGGACCCCAGCUGCACAGUGGUCUGCCUGGCUUGUGACCAGCAGGUCUCUCCUGAAUGGAUCUCUGGCUCUGGGCUGGUGAAGUCCAGCCACCCAAAAGAAAGCUGAUUCCCUCGGCUCUCCCUCGGAUCUGCAACAGAUCACCUAGCUGUUGUCUCUUCAUCAUCGCCACUGGCAAACGUGUGGCCACCGAAGGUUGGCCCAGCAUUUAUUGCCCCGUCCCUAGUUGCCCCUUGAAGGUGGGGUGAGCUGCCUUCUUGACCUGCUGCAGUCUUCCUGCUGUGGAUUGACCCACAAUGCCCCUUAGGGAGGGAAUUCCAGGAUUUUGACCCAGCGACACUGAAGGAAGGAGGGGUGUAUUUCCAAGUCAGGACAGUGACUGGCUGGGAGGGGAACUUGCAGGGGAUGGUGUUCCCAUGUACCUGUCCCCUUGUCCUUCUGGAUGGAGGUGGUCAUGAGUUUGGAAGGUGCUGCCGGAGGAUCUUUGGUGAAUUCCUGCAGGGCAUCUUGUAGAUAGUACACACUGCUGCAACUGAGCGUCGGUGGUGGAGGGAGUGAAUUCUUGUGGAUGUGGUGCCAAUCAAGUGGCUGCUUUAUCCUGGAUGGCGUCAAGCUUCUCGAGGGUUGUGGAUGGGUGCAGCCCCAACGUGUGUCUGUGUGUGAGUGUGUGAGCGUGACUGUGUGUGUGUAUGAGCGGGUGUGAGCAUGUGUCUGUCUGUGUGAGCGUGUGUGUGCGUGCGUGCGUGUGUGUGCAUGCGUUAAAAGGAUCCUCAGGACCUAAGUAGGAGUCACACUUGAACUGAAGCCAGCAUCGAUGUCCCAGCUCCUGCAGAGUACCAGCCACAGGCUGCCUGGGCACCAUCUGGCCAAGGGCUGGGCCAGCAUACAGUUAGUUUAACUCUCAGGGGUGGAGUUGGGGGGCUGGAGAGAACAGCGACGUCCUUGCCAAAGCGUUCCUCACUCACCAGGACGCCUCACUGCUCCCCUCAGUGUUAGUCCACAUGGCAAGAGAGUGCGGCCCUGACAGUUGAAUAGUGUGCCUGAUGCCUGGAGGUGCUCAGUGCAGGGCGGCUGCUCCUGGCUCUCAAACAGGGAUAGGAACUGGGCAGUAUGUACUGCUGCUAUUUCUGGGUCUGACAGUGGGUGAACGCGUGAGCACCCCUACACUACUGGUGGGGAGAGUGAGGGAACAAGGGGCUGAGGUCACUGCAGCUCAAAACCUCCAGCUGUUUGGAUUGGAACCCCAACUGGACAGGGAAUCCCCACUUACAUUCCCAGUGUGUCCACGCAUUUAUAUAUAGUGUGUAUAUGUGUGUGUGCAAAUAGAAAGAUAUAUACAUCUCUUUCUUGUUUUGUUCUGGAUCUCAGUGUUGUCAAUGCUGCUAGGUUGUUGGACAGGGGAUGGGUAGCCUAGAACUCCUUCACUCCCUGGGGUGAGAGGAUGGUUCUGUGUGUCUGAGCUGAUCCAAUGGAGUUCUACUGAAGGCCAAGUGUCCUUUUCCCAGGCCGCACUGAUUCUUGUAAGUCAAACCCUCCUGAGGUUGGGCACUGUGAAAAUACCACUUGGCCACAGAUACACAGGGCAUCAGGACCACCAGGCAUUUCUCUGGAGCACAGUCCUGUCUUCUGGUUUUCUUUGUGAAAAAUGCGUUUCCGGCUUAAUUUUGGCAAUGUAGCAAAAAUUAUCACCCCACAGUGUGAGAGAUUGGGGGCGUUUUUAUCAGAGAGCCAGGUCAGGCUGAUUGAAUCUGUCUGUAAUAUUUGUGUGUCUGUGUGUGUGUGCGCGUGUGCGCGUGUGUGUGUGUGUAUGUGUGUGUGUGUGUCUCUAGGUGUGUGUGUGUGUGUGUGUUGCUGUUUUUGUGUGUGUGUGUGUGUGUGUGAGAGAGAGAGAGAGAGAGAGAGAGCGAUGGUUAGAGGUGACAGAUGAGCUCGGUCAGUACCAUGGGCCAGUGAUCUGGCUGGUGUGGGCAUUGUGAGGGUGAACCCAGCCAGCAAUCACUAAGCACCAUUGCCAUAGGCUCUCCCUCUCCAUUCUCGCUGACUGCAGCCUUUGCAGUGUUAUGGGCAGGUUCCCGACUUUGCCUCAGUGUUGAUAUGGCAUAUUGUGUCCUGAUUAUUUAUAGCAGCAGAGAAUGUCCUAACUCCAGAGCCGAGGCUGGAUUCCGCCCUCCCCGGGGAAGGAUCUGUCUCAUCGAUGUCAAGAUUGGCUUCUUUUCAAUGGGGAGCUUGUUGAGGCCCACACGGGCAGGUCAGUGAGCGUGCAUUCUGGUCAACCCACCCUUUGGCACAAACAGACUCUGCGUUUCAUCCCUGAGUCACCUGGCCCCUCAACAGAGGUCUUGCCCCAGGGCAUGAUACAGUGGAGCGGGUGUCCACUGCUUCCUCUCCCCUUCCUCAGUAAAACACUCCAGUCUGCUGGGCAUUUGGAGUCUCUGGCUGUGUCUCGGGAGCUGACUGACAGAGAAAAUGCCAGUUUCAGGAAACCAGUGUUGGAUCUGUACACGUCAGUGUUCAGACUUGCUCGCUCCAUGUGGGGCAAGGACGCUUCGGAAGCUCCUUUCGAGGCAGUUGUUGUGUGUGUGUGUGUGUCUGAUCGAACCGUCCUGUGUCUCUGCUCUGUAUCAUUGUACUGUAGCUAUUUCCUGUUAUCCACAGGCAAGUUUCCAUGGUAUUGUUUUAGCGUUGCGUCAUGGGUCUGUGAAACAUCUGUACGCGAGCCUGUGAUGUCUUUGCUGGGUUUAUUUGAAUCAUUGUCUGGUCACAAACGACUUAUCUGCUCAUUCCAAGUUUAUUCAACGAUUAAAGAAGAGA